Messenger RNA from Acanthaster planci (crown-of-thorns starfish), 5994 nucleotides. RefSeq names its product FKBP prolyl isomerase 15 (gene fkbp15). The record is from RefSeq and is a predicted model, not a curated record. NCBI's taxonomy places the organism in Eukaryota, Metazoa, Echinodermata, Asteroidea, Valvatida, Acanthasteridae. Gene Ontology annotation, molecular function: peptidyl-prolyl cis-trans isomerase activity.
UUGCUUCUUUCGUAGGGCUGUGGACAUGUUUGUAGGUUUUCUGUGCUGUGUGUGAUUUGUGCACUGCUCAUACAUGUGCACUGGUAGCUAGAGCGGCCCUCAGCAUAGCCUGAACCAUGAUUGGUGGACGCAAGAGAAGCAUGAAGGGGCUCCGAAACCGGUCUGGCCACGCCCUCAGGGCCCCUGUUGUGGCCACGCCCUUCAACAGACAUGAGAGAAGGUCCAAAUUAAGUUCCCUGUUUGGGAUGGACCGUGCUAGCAACCAAGGCGGCAACGAAUCCCUGACCUACACGGCACCCAAGCAGCCCAAGAAAGGGACCAAAGGAUCCAAAGAGGGGGCGGCCCCAUCCUCAUCAGGGGGUGGACAGUCGGCAUUGUUACUGGCCGUGGCAGUCCAUGCAUACAGAUUUUCCAAUGGCACGUACAUCAAGCACGGAAAGUUGGGGGCUGCCAUCUUGGGCAACCACACAGCAAACGACUAUAAGCUGCUUCUGUACAUCAGCAAGCAACAGCAGGUGACGCACGCCAGAAUCACGCCACACUUCAUUUUCACUACGCAAGCCAACAAUUAUGCUACAUUUUACGAUGAGCAGAGGCAGAACUGGUCCAUUAUGUUUGAGACGGAACAGAACGCAGUCGACUUUGCCAAACAGGUGGGUUUGGCCAAGCUUAACGCCUCUGGCGGCAUAACCAAGGGAGUGAUCCAGCAGGAUCUGACGGUGGGCAUGGGAGAGCCGGUCAAUGAAGGGGAUUCCGUGGAGGUCAAGUACACCGGCUGGCUCUACCAGAGCAGGACGUUUGGAACCGUUUUUGACAGCAAUGCGACUGUUGACAAGGCUUUCCGCUUCAAGAUCGGGCGAGGGAAAGUUAUAAAGGGUUGGGAGGAAGGUGUGAUCUCAAUGAAGAAAGGUGGGCGCCGGUUAUUGCUUAUUCCUCCUGCGCUGGCCUAUGGGAAGAAGGGACUUGGGUCUCGGAUACCACCCAACUCCACUCUCAUAUUUGACGUCGAGAUUAAAAAGAUCAAAGUGUCCAAGGACGAGACUGGUUCAGUGUCCUCGGAUGCCAUGGAGGCAGCAUCUGCCCUGGCCAACGAGCACCACCGAGCAGCCUCACCGAGGGUGGACUCACCCAGGGUAGACGGAGCAAGUAGCAGCGAGGAAGAGGAGAAGAUGAGGACGUUGUCCAGCACAAGCCAGACUAAACCGCCGGUGCCGAGGAAAAUUAGUAUCAACGAACGAGUACGCGAGAAGCUGUCGCCCUCUGCUCCCAACCAGAAAAGAGCCGGCAAACCAAACCGAAAAGUUAGCAGCGAUGAAACAGUGAAGACGCGGUCAGCUUCCCUCACUGACCACCUCUCAUCCAGCCCCGUCAGUAGCAGUAAAGCCAAGCUCAUCUCCAGGAUGGCCAAGAUGGGACAGCCCAUGUUGCCUCUACAGGGGGCUGCGGUAGCCACAGAGAGCACCGACGAUUCGGAGGCCGAUGAGAACAGUGCGUCAGACACCGGCUACACCUCCCCGCCACCAGUAACCGCACACCCUCAUCCGCGUAGCAAGCCUGCCAAGAUGGGACGCAAGCCGCCAACCACUGCCAAGCCAGAGCACCAGCACGCCAUGGGGGCCGACGGCAUGGCCCAACAGAUGCACAUGCCAAACUCUACGGUGGGCAUGAUGCCUCAAACCGCACAAGCCAUGCCGCUUUCCCAGGCCGUGGCCGUCUAUCAGCCCCAGCAGCAACCACCCCAACCGCAGCAGUUUCCGGCCCAGCCCCAGGUGCAGCAGCAACCCAUGGGCAUGGCGGGUAUGGCCGGCAUGCCAGGCAUGGCGCAGCAGCCAGGAUUCCAGUCAACUGCCAUGCAUGGGACAGGAUCGCAAUAUCCGUACCAGCAGCAAUUUACCGCCCAGGCCACCGAUCCCAAUCUCUUGCUGCAGCAGCAACAGCAACAGCAGCAGGCAGCGGCCGCCGCGGCAGCAGCGGCGGCGGCAGCCCAGCAGACCCUUCACCACCACCAGCAGCCGCAGCCGCAGCAGCAGCAGCAGCCGUUCGCCAGCACGAUCCUGACGGGCACCAGCCAGGCCCUGGUCCAGCAACCCGUGAGCCAGGAGUUGCCCAUGCUGCUGUCUGAGUCCCGCCAGCACCACUCGGACCUCAAGAUGGUCAUGGACCUGGUGUCGGGCAAGAUUGACAACCUCUCAGCCAGAGUGGAGAAACUGAACUUCCAGUCUUCAGCGACCGGUCCCUCGCCAGCGGCCAUCCCAAACCUAGAAGCCAACAUCUUGAUGCAGAACAUCGCCCGCAUCGUCCAGGAGAAUGAAAAACUCAAGAAGGAAAACGUGGAGAAGGACAGUAAAAUUGAGACGCAGAACGAGAAGAUAGCUGAACUUAUCCAGAGGAAUCAGAUGUUUGUCGAGCAGAGCAACACCCUGAUGGAGAAGAGGAAUGACUCCUUCAAGCAGACGACGGCCCAGUCCCAGGCCAGGGUCCUAGAGAUGGAACAGGAAAAGGUUCAGCUGACGGCAGACCUCAGCAAGGCCACUGCCAAGAUCAGCUCCCUCCAGAUGGAGCUGUCGGCGGUCCAGCAGCGAGAGAGCGAACUCAAGACCAAACUGGACCACGGGCUGAACACCUCCCAGUCACAGCUGUCAGAGAUGGAAGCCAUGCGGACCAAACAGCAAGACUCAGACUGGAAGGUAACCGAGCUUACUAGGAACCUCAAGGAAGAGAAGGCAGAGAAGAAGUCACUGAGCAACCGGCUGAUCGUCAUCGAGGAGGAACUUAACGACCUGAAGAGCGAGAAGGAAACAAUCGACAAGAGUCUGUCAGAGAGGAAGAGGAAAGCUGCCCUCGAAAAGCAGAGGUUUGAUGAUGAAAUAGAAGAGCUCAAGAAACAGUAUGAGAGCAUAAUAGCUUCCCAGAUCAAGGAAGAGAUCAGUAACCUGCAGAACAAGCUGAGGUUAGAGAAGUCCUCAAAGGAUAUUGCCACUGCCGAACAGAUUGCCCAGGUUGAGCGGGAUCUUGAAGCCCAGUGGAGGGAGAGGUCCGAAAGGCUCCUGGCCCAAGCAAGGGAUAAACAUGAGAGAUUGUACAGCGAGCUGAACGAGGAGAAGGAGACGUUGGCCAAGAAACUGGCCCAGACUGAGCAGAAGAUGAUAGCCUUGAGGUCUGGUCAAGGAGAAACCAGAGAGGAAGCUAAUCGACUCAAGGAGCAGGUGUCAGAGAUGAGCGGUUGGAAGGAGAAGUACGAUAGUUUGCAUUCCAGUGCGGUGAGCAUGAAGGAGCGAUACGAGGAUCGCAUCAAGGAGAUGAUCCGCGACCGGGAGACGAGAGACGGCGCCGCAUCCCAUAGCAACAUCAUUGACGAGGUCAAAAAGAUAAUGAACAGUGUUUAUCACACACUAAGGAGCGAGUUUGAGCCAGGAGGCAACUACAAAGGAGCGGACAUCUUGAACACCAUCAUGAACACUAUCAAGGUGGUAACCUUGAAACUUGUGAAGAGGUCAGCGGGAGGCAGCACGGAGGAGGAAGAAGAUGAAGAUGAAGGAGAAGAAAGUGAAGAAGAUGAAGACAGUGAAGAGGAGAGCGAGGAAGAUGAGGAGACGCCAGUCAAACCAGCUAAAGAGGUGGUUCAGAAAUCUAGUCCUCCAGUUGAGGAGGCAGCCCAAGCCUCUGCCCCACCGUCUUCCCAAACUCCCUCUGGCCCAGGUCAGAUGCAAGACGAGCCAGAGGACAUCCCUGAUCUGCCUGACGUCCCAGACGAAGAGCCCCACGGUGGGGAGAGCAACAACAAAGACGAUGGUGAGAGCAGCGAUGAAGAAGGCACCUCAGAGGAGGAGACGGCAAUCGAGGAGGCAGAAGCCAAAGAGGCAGGAGAUACCGAGGACCUGGAGGAUGCGGUCCCUACGGAGACAGCCACAGAGCCAUCCUUGCCUCCAGAGAAAUCGGAUGAGGAGAAGGAGGAGGAGGACGAAGGGCCAACAAGUCUUCCACCCGAAUUGCCCCCAGAUGCCCCUCCUGAGGCACCUCCAUCAGAUGAGGAUGCGGAAGACGGUGAAGAAGAGGUUGAUGCAGAUGAGGAUGUUGAAGAGAACAGAGCAGAGGAAGAUGCUGAACCAGAAGCUGAGGUCCCCGAAAUUCCACCCCAGGACACCAUAGAUGAUCUGCCGGACUUCUCCCCCCAAAGUGAGACCGAACCGGACGACACAACCACAGAGAGUGCACCACCCCCGGCCAUGUCUCCCCCACCAUUCCUGCCCAGCCUUCCCCCGGAGCUACCCCCGGAAGACGAAGACGAGCCAAAAACCAAGAGUGCCACGGAUGACAUCUUCGGUGAUGAUGAUGACGAGGACGAGAAUGAAUUCUUCUCCACGCCCCCGACCAAGAGGAAGGAACUGCUUAAGAAAUCCUCCAUCACCAAGCCCGUCGUCAAGAAAGAUGCCGAGGACGGCGAUUCGCCCAAACCUCAGUCUCCCCCUCCGCUGUUCGGAUCUGACGAUGACGAUGACGACUUGGACUGGCUUACCAAGAAAUAAUGACUAGCCCUUCUAUCUCAGAGAGUAAGGUGUUACCAGGCCACUGGGGAUGACGAAGAUUUCAAGAAGUGGCCAGUGUUUUGGCCAGUUGGCCUCCAUACUGACCACAGCAUUGGCCAUUAUCCACUGUAUGUUGCUUGACUGAGAUUGUGACCAGUGGCCACCAGAUUGGCUGUUUGUAGCCACAGCCGUGAUGGCGUGGCCAUCACAGUGGCUACUACUAAUUUGAAUGAUCGUUUUCUUUUUUGCCAUAUAGUACAAUAUUAACCUACGCUGACAUAAAGACUAUAUUUAAAGUUCAAUUAGAAGUAAACUGGACGUUAAGGUGUGCGUUCUAUUUGGAAUUCAACUGGUCCAGAAUAUGAUGCACGUAUCUGCAGUUGAAAUUUAAACAGAGCAAGUGUAUUUUAAUUGACACAAAAGGUUCAACACAUUGAUAUUCAAUUCUUUUUUUUCCAAAUGUUUUACUCCCCUUGAUUUUUCCAGUUAGACUGCGAGCAUUAUUCAAGAUUUUCGAGGUUGGUAUGUGGAAUCAAGAAUGUUGAUAUUUGUAAAUAAGAUUAUAUAUUUCUGCUCAAGCCCAGAAAUUGAGUACUUCACAUUUUUUGGAUGAACACAGUAGGCCUAUUGUUUAUAUAUAGACAGCAAAAUUAUGAAUGAUUAAAAUCACCAGUUCAAAUAUUCUUCAGCAAGGACCGACAAAAGUAUGUAUUGUCUUCCUUGCAAAACGCCAAGUGCUUUUUUAAACUUGAAGUUAAUACUGAUUAUGUUCUAGAAAGCAAAUGCUGCCAGACUUUCAACAAAUUUUGUCCAAAUUUUUUGGAACGUGUCAAAUGAGUUAUAAUAUUGUACUAGAAACUGCAUGUUGUAUUUGUGUUGCAAUCUUUUGUGCAAUUUAUAUGAAUAAAUUGCUUAAUAUUGGCAAAAUGCUCUUAGUUUGUUUAACACUUAUGUGCUACCAUUAACAGGUCCGAUUCUUGGCCCAAAAAUUUGCUUUUCUGCUAACGACCAAGAAAUGGCUUUUGAUGAAAGGUAAAAUGAUUUGAAUAUUUCACAUCUCAGUAUUUCACAGAUUUGUGCAGAAAAAGGCAUUUGCUUGAAAAAAGUGAGAUUUUGCCCAUUUAUCAAAACACGUGCUUGCCCUUUCAUUAUCUGGCAGGAUUACUGGUGAUAAUGUUUAUGGAUCUAAAGACAUCUCUGCAAUGUUCAAGCAAUUUCAAGUGUCAAAAUCUUUAUCCUAUCUUAAUAACUUUACAACUUUUCUUUAAACAACCCAGAAACUUACUUUUUAUAAAGGGUUAAAGAUGUUAAACUUCAGUACCUCAUUGUUUUCAUAGAUUGAGGUAGGAAGUUUCCAGAAUAAUUAAUACUUUGCCGCCGUUUCAAACAUCUUGAAUGCAAGAAACCUUGUGGCAUGUGCUCUAAGGAAAUACAGUCAUGUUUAUAAUUUUCAAGUAAUCUGAUUGUC